This is a messenger RNA of Cyphellophora attinorum, 1644 nucleotides long. RefSeq lists its product as uncharacterized. The record is from RefSeq and is a predicted model, not a curated record. The transcript has 2 exons. NCBI's taxonomy places the organism in Eukaryota, Fungi, Ascomycota, Eurotiomycetes, Chaetothyriales, Cyphellophoraceae. The coding region runs from base 1 to 1644 and encodes 547 amino acids.
AUGGAGGGCGAUUACUAUAGCCGACCCGUCGUACAGCGUGCCCGGUCACACUCUGAUGGAGUCGUCCCGCCUGCCUCCGGCGAUGUUACUCCUCGUCCACCCCAUCGCCAUGCCGGACUACACGCGCUGCAUCCUACGGGAUCUGUCCCCCAAGACGAUCCUACAACGACUAAACCCUCGUCCUCCCUAGAACGAGUAGAGAAAGCAGCGGCAGACAAGAUUCACCGAAUACACCUGCCAGGCACCGGCAGACAUAAUACACAGCGCAGCUCCCUGGACGGGGUUGAAAGCAGCGAUACGAACACCAGCACCACUCGCCGUCGCAGCAAACUACACCGAUACACCCAAUCCCUCGCCGACCAUCACCACCAUACAAAUUCUCAUGCCCACCACAACGCCGCUGCUGCCGCCAUGUACGCUCGCCACCGCAAAGACCUCAGCGCCGACCCCACAGGCCACGACUCCCUCCCCAAUCUCGUCGCCGGCCUCAACGCCGAACGCAAUCGCGCCGCCGCCGUACAACACCGCACCUCCCCAGCCGACACCAAUUCCGCAACUAGCACCACAGCCGCCCCCUCCCUCGACCGCGCCAUGUCCCACCGCUCUGCCUACCGCGGUCUCGCUGCAGUCGACCCUCUCGCGCACGACCUACACUCCGUCUCUUCUCGCCCCACAGACUACCUCCGGCGCCGCGCCACCUCCGACCCUCGCGCCCCAUCUGGACCGACCUACUCCACCUUUAACACGACAUCCAACCCGCAACUCCGCCGCCAAACCUCCCUCGAAGCCGCCCUCGACCGCGCCGACCGCCUCGCCCGCCAACGCCGCUUCACCAUCACGCCCUCCACCAUCCAGCACACCGACUCCCUUAUCACCGCCGCAGAAGACGAGUUGCGCGAGUCUUUGCAGCAGAUCCACCACACCGGCACCGAACUCACCCGUCGACUAGACUACGGGUUCUACAACCUCCUCGAAAAAGUCGGCGGGUUGGCGUCCGUCAUCCAAUCGUUUCAAAGUCUAGCCUCCCAAUCCCGACAACUGAUCAGCAAUUUAGAGAGCGAGGCGCAGAAGACGGACAAUCAUAUCCGGCAGCGCGCGAGGAUGUUACAGGAGGGGUUUGAGGAUAGGGAGAGGACGGUGGUGGCGUUGGAGGAGCGGCAGAGGAAAGUGCAGGCGAAGGCGAGGGCUCUGGGGGAGAGGUUGGAGAGGGCGCAGGCGCGGGUGGUGAGGUGGGAGAGGGAGCAGAGUGAACGGCAGGCUGUUUGGGGGAGUGUGUCUGGUGGUAUUAGUGAAGGGGAUCGUGUGGAGAGCCACGCCGUCGUUGGCGGGAUUGGGAAUCAGAGUGGAUUAGUCAAGGAUGGUGUUAAUGCGAUUCUCGAUGAGGUUGCGCCAGGGUUGGCAGUUAUACCUACACUUGGAAGGGCAAACGGUACAGGGAAACGAGAACAGCUAGAAGAGCUCAGAGACGCGGCAAUGGAAAGGGUGCCUGCGGAUGUCAAAAGCAUCUUGCUUGAGAUUGGGGACAGGAGCAAGCGGAAAGAAAAGCACGAGCAUGGCAGUGGGGAGGACUCCAGAGGCACCGUUGGAGGGGAUAUACAUGCUGAGAAGCAGCCGCCGCCCCUGAGAGUACUUGAUGAGUUAUGA